CAGAAGUAAAAAAAAGUUAACCGGCUUAGACUUUUAUCCAGAAUAAUUCUAAUUCAAACACGAACUUGACAAGCUAACCCAACCCGACUUAAACUACGAACUUGCAAGUAAGCGAUAGAAAACCCCUCCAAAACCCUGUUCUCUCUCCUUCUUCCAUUCUCCAUAACCAGCAUAGAAAAAUGCAAGUAAUUCUAACAACACCAUCACCAACCAACACACCACCUUAUCUUCACACUUUCAAUGACCCCAUUUCACCAUUUUCAUCCCCAAUUCAACCUCACAAUCUCUCUCUGAACUACAAACCAAAACUGGGUUUGGGUUCGGGUCGGGUUGAAGCAGUUAAAGGGUCUGGGUCUGGUGGUGGUACUGGGUUAUUCUCUGCAAUUGGGCGUGCAAUUGAAGAAGAGGAGUAUAGAAAAGCUAGGGCUGAAGUUCAGAGAAAAGGGUUUGAAAUUGAAGGUUAUUCUGUUGAAGGUUUAUCUGUUGGUGGCCAUGAAACUUGUGUUAUUAUUCCUGAAUUCAAGGUUGCUUUUGAUAUUGGGAGGUGCCCUUUACGCGCUGUUCAUCAGAAUUUUGUGUGCAUUACUCAUGCUCAUCUUGAUCAUAUUGGAGGUUUACCAAUGUAUGUAGCAACUCGCGCUCUUUAUAGCUUGAAACCACCGACCAUCUUUGUGCCACCUAGCAUUAAAGAUGAUGUAGAGGAGUUAUUCGACAUUCAUAGAUCCAUGGGCCAAGUGGAGCUUGAUUUCGAUUUAGUAGCUCUUGAUGUUGGGGAAACAUAUGAAUUACGGAACGACCUUGUUGUGCGACCAUUCAAGACUCAUCAUGUUAUACCCAGCCAGGGAUAUGUUAUAUACUCAAUUAGAAAAAAGUUGAAGAAACAAUACAUUCAUUUAAAAGGAAAGCAAAUUGAAAAGCUGAAGAAGUCUGGUGUUGAGAUCACAGACAAGAUAUUGUCUCCAGAGGUGGCAUUCACUGGAGAUACAACAUCUGAUUUUUUGCUUGAGCCACGUAAUGCAGAUGCACUGAGGGCAAAACUUCUUAUUACUGAGGCAACUUUUCUAGAUGAUGGAUUCAGCGUUGAAGAUGCACGCCAGCGCGGUCACACUCAUUUAUUUGAGCUUAUUGAACACGCCCAAUGGAUACGAAACAAAACUGUUAUGUUGACGCAUUUCUCUUCCCGCUAUCAUCUUGAGGAUAUUCGUCAAGCUGUAUCGAAGUUGCAGGCCAAGGUAUCAGCAAAAGUAGUCCCCCUUACAGAAGGCUUUAAGUCUAUGUAUUCAUAAACUCGGGAACGGAAUUGUUUUUAGGGCUUCGUAAUUAUCCCCAUUGUAACUAUAUAAUUGAUGUUUUAGAAUUUACUAAUCAGACACUCCCCUUUUUUAGCUGAGUUCUUUAUCUGAUCCCAUUUCAGUGGGUUUCUAAACUACUUUGUAUUUUAUGGUGGUGUUAAAUGUAUAUAUUCUAUAAAUAUAGUAAAUGGGGAAAAAUAGCACCAUGUAAUGGUCCUUGUACAAAGCUUUUUAUGCAUCAGAAGGGAAAAAUAUUCAGGUAUACGAACUGAAGACGAAAAGCCCAAG
Molecule: messenger RNA, 1580 nt
Organism: Chenopodium quinoa (quinoa)
Lineage: Eukaryota; Viridiplantae; Streptophyta; Magnoliopsida; Caryophyllales; Amaranthaceae
Product: tRNase Z TRZ2, chloroplastic-like
Exons: 8
Coding region: 180-1286 (368 amino acids)
Source: RefSeq, a predicted model, not a curated record